UCCCACAGUCACGUGCCCCUUAUUUUCGCGGUAACGACCUCCGGGAGGGAGGGGUUGCUUUUCUGGGCGUUGCCGGUUCGAGUCCCGCCUUCGCCAACUGGACUCGUGAGGCUCUCCCAAACUCCAUCACUAAGGGCGAUGUUCUAUUCUAUACGGCAUCACAGAGCGUUCCUGAAACCGGGAGACAACGGCUUUCGCUCCAGUGUCUUCCUUUCCUCCACCCACAGCGGCCACGAUGCCCGAGGCAGAAUAUGUGCUGUGCAAACACAGGAGGCGAUGGUGGCCGGCAAAGGUUGUAUCCGGAAGCCGAACUUCCCAGGGACGGUCGAUUUCAAAAGCCCAGGUUGUCUCCAUGCGUGUUGAGAUCAUGUGCCUGAAUGAACAGGCUAAUGUACGUCGCGCUGAUGUCAAACCCCUGACGGAGGAGAACAUUGAAGAAAUUGCCUCAAAGUUAGAUCAGGGCAGGAAGCGCUGCACCCCCACGAAGGAGCUGAUCUUUCGCCGGGCUCUAAGGGAGGCCCUGGAUAUUUUGCACCGGGCAAUGCCCUCCCCAGCAGGCACCCCUUCAAAGGAGAGGCAAGCGGAGCUCUCAAACCGGAGGGACACACCGGCCACAGCGACAGGGCGGAAGGUUUCCUCCUGCAGAGACCCUCCCAAAGAGGAAGGUGGGGCCUCCAGACCACCGCAGGCCACCUUGCCCCUCGGAGGGGAGCGUCGUUCAACGAGAACAACCUGGGCUUCUCCUGUCAGCAAAAGUCCUGCGUUCGAGUCACAAGGCCUUUCGGACGGCUGGCCAUGGGGUGGGGUUUCCGAAGCAAAGUCGUCCACCGCUCUUCUGGAAGAGAGGCAACCGUCGCCUGAAUUUGGCUCAGAGAGAGGAUUGCAGUCUUCCCCCAAAGAGGAUAGCCAAGUUAAAGGCGAUUCUGGGAGGAAGCAGGGCCGCCCCUCGCUGGCCACGAAACGUCCCGCUCAGACAAGCACCCCGGUGCCGUCCUCACGCCAGUCCUGCUCCCGACCGCUUUCGGCAGGCAAAAAGUCGGGUGCAAGGCUUGGGCUGCGAGGGAAACCCUCGGCGUCUGCUCCCAAAUGGGCUGCGGUGGAGCUGGCUGGCAGAUUCCCAGAGGAAGGAGCCUCUCCCGCUGGGAAAGGCACCGCCGUUCCCAAUGGCCGGAAGUCUCCUGGGGGCUCAGGCGGCGCUCACCAGGAACGCAACAGUGUGGGGGCCUCUUCUUCCCGGAAAAGGCGGCGCAGGCUUUGCCUGGAGGACUCGGAUCUGGAACCGAAUCCUGAAGUGGCAGUUUUGGAACCCAAGAGAGAGGAAGAGAAGAGCCUGUUGGCGGAAUACGAGCCGGUGGACACCUCCGAAGAGGAGAAAGGCUGGGAGUCUACCUCUGACCUUUCCUUGAGACUCAGUCCCAUCAGAGAAUGCUCGCUCAGCCCAGCUUUCUUGGAGGACGAUGAAGAGGAUGAAUUGCCGAGCCUUCUGCCACCUCAAGAACCUGGUUCGAUUGAAGCAGGGAAGCUGGUUUGGUGCAAGCUCCCAAGAUACCCAUAUUGGCCAGCAGUGGUAAAACCAGAUUUUACUUCUUGCUUUUUAUUCUUUUGGGAAGACUAUGAACUCCCUUGAGAGAGUUUUGUAGUGGCAAAGUGGGAUGUCCGUGUAGUCAAUAAAUAAGAAGAGGGCUGGAGUUUACUGGGGUUUGGUUUGGUGUUUAUUAAAUAUUUUCUCUGCGUCUGGAGGGUCUCCUCUCCUGCACAUUGUCUUGUGAAGGGAUCAGGGCAGGCAUUUAAACCCUCUCUCUUUGUAUAAUUGCUGGUUUUUGAACAAAUUGAAAAAGGCCAUUUAGGACCUGAAGGUUUAGAUUUAGAAGCGUGGUAGGUCAGGAAAAGCAGGGCCUAAAUUUCCA
Messenger RNA from Pogona vitticeps (central bearded dragon), 1907 nucleotides. The record is from RefSeq and is a predicted model, not a curated record. NCBI's taxonomy places the organism in Eukaryota, Metazoa, Chordata, Lepidosauria, Squamata, Agamidae.